AUGCAGACCCUGAUUGUGUUUCAGUUGCAAUCUGACCACUCAGCACCCCUCCCAAAGUUCCUUUGGAAUCACAAGGAUUUUGAUUUUAUUGCUCCAGGUGGUGACAGUGCAGGUGGUGAGAGUAGCAAUGGGGGUGGUGGUGGUGGUGGUGAGAGUGACAACAAGAGCAGUGAGAGUGACAACAAGGGUUGCAAGAGUGCUCCAAAUAAGGGGAAGCAACAUAUGGUUCAGGAAAGGAAUGACAGUCAGGGUGGGGGUGUUGGCCCUUCUUAUCUAAAGUCACAGCCUGCUCCCCAAGGUGAUGAGGAUGAAUCAUCACUCUCAGAUGCUAACAGGCCUGAGCUGCUGACACCCUUGCAGUCCCUUUGUGACAGAGUAAUUGGCUUCAAAACUGCUCCACCACCCCUGUGGCCUCCCAAUCCACAAACCCCAAGGUUUUGGCAUCCAAGCUCCUCAGACAUAAAUUUCCAGCAUUUUUCAUCCCAAAAGCUCUACACUGUAUGA
Molecule: messenger RNA, 504 nt
Organism: Cantharellus anzutake
Lineage: Eukaryota; Fungi; Basidiomycota; Agaricomycetes; Cantharellales; Hydnaceae
Exons: 6
Coding region: 1-504 (167 amino acids)
Source: RefSeq, a predicted model, not a curated record